UCUUUGCCUCACCAAACCAAAAUUUCGCCUCUUCAUCUUACCGCCGCGUUCUCGACUACCAUCCCGCCGCCUUGUCGUCAGCUUUACAUUUCUUUGUAAUCGCUGCCGGCGCAUAACCCCGCCCUAUUUCUCUUCAAUUUCUUAUUCUUACGAGGCUCAGGGAAAGAAUCCAUCUGGUUUCCAGCUGUGUCGCGCCCUCACUUGAUACCUUUUCUUUUGCCUCGAUUCCCCCAAAACAUCUCUCCGACCACACCCUCCACCAAAGCGUGGAUUGCCUAGUCGGCGAUCUUCUUCAAUAGUACAACUACGUCUCAUCAACAAUCGAUAAGUUUCGACGACUUCUCGACCACAAAUUCAAUCCAUCGAAAUGGCAACCACAUCUAUGGAUUAUGAGAAUGCAAACGGCGAUCGUUUCGACGAUGAUGCCGCUCGCUACGACCGCGACCGUAGUGCGUCGCCGCGUCGCGAUGAUGGCCACGAUUCGCGCCGUCGCUCGAUGUCUCCCAAUGGUAACGAUCGCGCGCCAGUUAAAUCUGACAGCGGCCCAAAAGACGAUGAUGGUGCUAUCAAUCCCGGAUCCAAUCUCUUCGUGACAGGCAUCCAUCCUCGCCUGGAAGAGUCCGAAGUCACUCGUCUCUUUGAGAAGUAUGGCGAAGUCGAGAAGUGCCAGAUCAUGAAGGAUCCCCAUACUGGUGAAUCGCGUGGCUUUGGUUUCGUUAAGAUGAUGACCUCUGAGCAAGCCGAUGCCGCCAUGGAGGGCUUGCGCGGCGAGGUGAUUGAGGGUCGCACUCUCAAUAUUGAAAAGGCCCGGCGUGCCCGUCCUCGCACCCCCACUCCUGGAAAGUACUUCGGUCCGCCAAAGCGUGAUCCUCGUGGUCGCUUCGAUGACCGCCGUCGCGGUGGAUACGGCAGCUAUGGCGGUGGUGGAGGUUAUAGCCGAGACGACUCGUACCGCGGUGGCCAUCGCGGCUACCGUGAAGACCGUGGCUACGACCGUAGCUAUGAACGUGGCGACCGUGGCUACGACCGCGGUUAUGGCGGCCGGGACUAUCGUGACGACCGUGGGUAUGGCCGUGACUAUCGCGAGGACCGAGGCUAUGAUCGUCGUGAUCGUGAUGACUAUAGCCGUAUUGAUCGUUAUGCAGGGCGUGAAGACCGUGACCGCUACGGAGCUGGCGGUCGUGGCGCUCCGGAUGACCGCCGCGGUCCCAGCUACGACCGUGAUCGAUACGAUCGCGCCAGCGACCGCGAGUCUCGCCCCCGCGACGCCGCUUCGGGUGCUGCCGGAGGCUACGGCGACCCGGCUCCGCGCGGCGAUACCCGCGAACCCUACGGUAACAGUACCCAUCCCAGUCACCUUUCUACCAGAGUUGUAAUCUGACUUCCUCAGGCGGCCGCUAAUCGACGCUCCUCGGUCCGAAAAAUACUGGCUCAUCUCGGGCUAUUCGUCUUCCGACUAGAUUGCGGCACGGUUUUCCUAGCUUUCUCUUUUUCUUCACGGUUUGGCAUGGGCAUAAUUCGGAUAUCCCAAAAUUCGAUUGGAGUUUCUCGGCGGGAAUUUGGAGGGUUAGUGGCCCUGUUUCGGCACAUC
Molecule: messenger RNA, 1591 nt
Organism: Canariomyces notabilis
Lineage: Eukaryota; Fungi; Ascomycota; Sordariomycetes; Sordariales; Chaetomiaceae
Product: RNA-binding domain-containing protein
Exons: 4
Coding region: 368-1381 (337 amino acids)
Biological process (GO): positive regulation of mRNA splicing, via spliceosome
Cellular component (GO): spliceosomal complex
Molecular function (GO): RNA binding
Source: RefSeq, a predicted model, not a curated record